Ruditapes philippinarum (Manila clam) is the source of this 3511-nucleotide messenger RNA. RefSeq lists its product as uncharacterized. The record is from RefSeq and is a predicted model, not a curated record. The transcript is spliced from 16 exons. NCBI's taxonomy places the organism in Eukaryota, Metazoa, Mollusca, Bivalvia, Venerida, Veneridae. The coding region runs from base 237 to 3059 and encodes 940 amino acids.
ACCGAAAUGUGUUUUAAAAGUCUGGCUAUCGUUUUGUUUUGCUUUGAUAAUUUCUUUGAGAAAAAAUCAAAUUUAUUUCAUUUGUCUGGCUACAGUUCAAUAUUGUUUUGAUAAUUUCGAUGUGAAAAUAUGUUAAAAAAAAUUUGGUUUGGCUACAAUUUAUUGCAAUUUGAAAUUUUGAUGUGAAAUUAUACAUUAUUAUAUUUACAUAUUAACAGAAUAUAACAGUGUGUAAAAUGAUGGAUUUUCUUUACAUUGAAGUGGAUUCUCCAAGUGUCGUUCCCGAACUGAGAUUCAUAGAAACUCCACUGACAAAGGGGCCGUUUAAGAUACUAUAUCAACCAUAUAUCCAGUUCAGAUGUGUAUUUUCUAACUCUUCGAAAUACUUUUACUCCGUUCAUUGGAUAAUAGAUGGCAGAGAAAUAGCUACACUUGGACCUUCACAGGACAUAGAUGAGCUUACUUUAAGGGAAGAAAAUUUUCGAGAUAUCCCCCUAGGAUACACGGUGCAAUGCUCAGUUACAGUGUCAGCAGCGAAGUUAGGACAGCAAACACAAACACAGUAUAGUGAUAAUUUCUACGCCGGGGUCAAGGUUUAUAACUCAACGGUGUUUUUAAAGAAAGGCAGCCACACACAGAUAUCAGUAUCAUCGACACUUCCAAUAGGAUGCAGUCAUUUUGACAACGUUCAUAAGUUUUGUAAGGAUGAACUUCGUAUAAGUGAUGCUGCCGACAUAAGUUGUCUUCAAGAGACGGUGACCAAUAUUGUUGAAACUGACUCUACCAAAUGUACGGAGUAUAUUAAGACGCUAUAUAAAGGCGCCACUUGGGAUCCAGAUAAGCUGUACCAUUUUAAGAUUGUGACUUCAGAUAUAGACUACGAGGACAAAAGCACGUUCAAUCUUAACUUGAAGUUUAGUGGUGAUAUGAAGCAUACGUUUUGGAAGAAUAAAAUCUUACCAGAUGUUCGAGUUGUUGUAAUAGAAAAUGAAGAUUACAAGGACAAGGUGUGUUAUUCCCACAUAGACCCACACAUGAGGACAGCUGAUGGAUAUCAUUAUGAGCAGCAGCAAGAGGGAAACUUUAUUUUAUACUACAAUCAACAAUAUAACAUAGAGGUUCAGGAAACAACAAAAUCGUGCUGGGGACGAGCUACAUGCGCAUGUGGGGUUUCCGUACGCGCUGGUAAAGACGUUUUCAUAAUCAACAGAUGUGGGAAAACAAAUUUUCUGGGAUUUUCGCAAUGUGACGAUGGUGGAAUUCUUCAAGUCGUACGAAAUACCGACCGAGAAUACACAGUUUACACACCAAUUGGAACAAAAGUAACUAUUUUCUUAUGGAUGUAUGGGUAUAUGAACAUUGACAUUAAAAUGGCUCCCAAGGACAAGUACAAUGUACGUGGACUAUGUGGAAAUUUUGAUGGUGAUGCAACAAACGACCUCGUUCAUAGUAACCAGAAAAUAUCUGCACUGAAAACAGAAACCGUUUUCUAUCGCCGUCACCAUGAAGAGUUUGCAAAUAGCUGGAGAGUUCCGGGGGAAAACCUAUAUUCACGUAAAAAACGUGCAUUAGAAAGUUGGGCAAAUCUAAAUGGACUGUUCUGUGUUUGCCAAAAAGGAAAACAGGAGAUUUCAUCGGAGGCUUUGUGUUCCAGUACGCAGUAUCUUGACUGUGAAAUGCAAAAAUCUAUCACUAAAACUAAAUGUAACAUAUACAGUGUUCGUAAAAAGAGGUCUCCAGCUGCUCAUGAAAAAGAAAUGGACCGUCUUUUUGCACUUAUGCAACCAGUGGAAAAUCACGAUGUUAGAAAGCGUCAAACAAACGGUAAUGUGAUAUCUGAGGUUCAGGCAAAGGAAAGAUGUACGAACAAGAUCAAAGGGUCACUUGCGUUUACAUCAUAUACUAAUAUGACAGCUUCAGAAGAUCCAAAUGCUGUGAUCAGCCAAUGUAUCUUUGAUAUUAUGGCCACGAAUGACGAGUCAUUUGCAGAUGUUCAUGUGGAUUCAGUAAAUACAAUUGUUAAAGGAAUGAUGGAUGAAGUGCCGACAUAUGUUGAAACUAACAAGAAGGAGGUACAGGUGUUCCUUAAAAACUCUUGCUCACGUGAUUGUAGUGAUAGAGGCAACUGCUCCGAUGAUGGUGAAUGCAUUUGUCACCAAUAUUAUCACGGUGCAAUAUGUGACAUUGACGAAAGGAUUCCGCCCAUUGUUACUGAUAUAGAAGGGGGAUGCAUAUGUGAUACCGGGGAAGGGGAAGAUUGUAGAUGUUUCUAUGUGCGCGGUGACAACUUUCUUGAGAGUUUGAAAUGCAAGAUUGUAACUUCGGAAAUCUCAAUUUCCGGGGAGAAAAUAAAUGUUACCGUAGAGACAUUGGCAGGUGGUUUCGAAGAUAUCUUCACUGGUGUAUGUUGUAUCCCGGAAGAAAACGUGUUCUCUAGAGAUAUGUUUGUGAGGGAACAUGAUGUAUCAGUUAGCAGCGAUGGAGUACACUAUGGUGAAAACAACACCAUGUAUAUAUUUGAUUCAAGUUGUCAGAAACUUGAUUCAUUGGCAACAGGAAGACCGUCGUUCAAUUUAAAGAAUGGAUUUUGUUUCAUCGAACAUGCUUGCAUCAAGGACACAUACGCGUUCCUUUCGAAUAAUGAUACUUGUCUAUCCUGCAAUACCUCUGUGUCUGUGACAGAUUGGACGGAAACAAGCCUGGAAAUAUGCAUUCCAACGACUACGACCACAUCCACAAAGACUACAACAUCAUAUACCAGCACCACUGCAACACCGACAACCACAGAGGAUGUUGAAAAUCAAACUGAUCCUGGAAUCACCCCUACUACACAUUCAAUGCUUACAACAUCCGGCAUGGGGUCAUCAAAGAAGAGAUGUAAAGCAAAAGAGUUGCUUCGCUUAAAACAGCGAAAGGAGACUCUUUCUUUCAGAAACAAGAAACGGAAGAAAAAAUUACAAAGGCUCACAGAACAAAUUAAACGACUUAAGCAGUUGGUUAAACGUGUCCGAAAUGAUCGAAAGAAAGGCAACAACCAAACAACUACACAACAACCAUAAACAUUUUCUGUCAAUGAUUAUAUAUCUUGAAAUCAGCGUUUUAUUUUAUUGUUUUUAUUGUAUACGCAUUCGCAUCUGUUUUAAGUGAGCAUUACUAUAGAAUUUGCAAGGAUGAGAGCGCGCAAAUUUGCUUUCUAAUAUGACUUUUCAAACAAACUAAAAAGGUUUUAUAAUUUUGCUUUUAGUUUUGUAACUGAAAUUCUGUUUGAAAUGAUAACUUGUAUAUAGGACAUUAUAGUUGCAUUUUCAUUACAAGUAGGUUAAAUGGAAUUGAUAAAAUAGAAUUUUCAUUUAAAAACAUCAAAUUUUGUCAAGGUGAUUUUUGUGGAUGCUACUUUUUUCACUUCAGAAUUUUCCAUCUACACAUAUAUUUACGUAUAUAUACCACUAUUUUUACUAAAAUUUUCACAUGCAUUUUGCUUGAGUAAAUGAGAACGCUUUCUACAGCACAA